CGCACACUGAGGAAGAGCCAGAGGAGCCAUGAGGGAGAUCGUCCACAUCCAGGCCGGACAGUGCGGCAACCAGAUCGGCACCAAGUUUUGGGAAGUGAUCAGCGACGAGCACGGCAUCGACCCCGCCGGGAACUACGUGGGCGACUCAGCGCUGCAGCUGGACAGGGUCAACGUUUACUACAAUGAGGCGUCCUCACAUAAAUACGUCCCCCGGGCCGUGUUGGUGGACCUGGAACCGGGAACCAUGGACAGCGUCCGCUCGGGAGCGUUCGGACAGCUCUUCAGACCAGACAACUUCAUCUUUGGCCAGACAGGUGCCGGGAACAACUGGGCCAAAGGUCACUACACGGAGGGGGCGGAGCUAGUGGACUCGGUGCUGGACGUAGUGAGGAAGGAGUGUGAGCACUGCGACUGCCUCCAGGGUUUCCAGCUGACUCACUCCCUGGGCGGGGGCACCGGCUCCGGCAUGGGCACCCUCCUCAUCAGCAAGAUCCGAGAGGAGUACCCCGACCGAAUCAUGAACACCUUCAGCGUCAUGCCCUCUCCCAAGGUGUCAGACACCGUGGUCGAGCCGUACAACGCCACCCUGUCGGUUCACCAGCUGGUCGAAAACACAGACGAGACCUACUGCAUCGACAACGAGGCUCUUUACGACAUCUGCUUCCGCACGCUCAAGCUCACCACGCCCACCUACGGCGACCUCAACCACCUCGUCUCUGCCACCAUGAGCGGGGUGACCACCUCUCUCCGUUUCCCCGGCCAGCUCAACGCAGACCUUCGCAAGCUGGCCGUCAACAUGGUGCCGUUCCCCAGGCUGCACUUCUUCAUGCCCGGGUUCGCCCCUCUGACGGCGCGUGGCAGCCAGCAGUACCGAGCGCUGACCGUCCCCGAGCUCACCCAGCAGAUGUUCGACGCCAGGAACAUGAUGGCGGCCUGCGAUCCGCGCCACGGCCGCUACCUGACCGUCGCCACCGUCUUCAGGGGACCGAUGUCCAUGAAGGAAGUGGACGAGCAGAUGCUGAACAUCCAGAACAAGAACAGCAGCUACUUUGUGGAGUGGAUCCCCAACAACGUCAAGGUGGCCGUCUGCGACAUCGCUCCCAGGGGGCUCAAGAUGGCUGCCACCUUCAUCGGCAACAGCACGGCCAUCCAGGAGCUGUUCAAGCGGAUCUCGGAGCAGUUCUCGGCCAUGUUCCGCCGCAAGGCCUUCCUGCACUGGUUCACGGGCGAGGGCAUGGACGAGAUGGAGUUCACGGAGGCCGAGAGCAACAUGAACGACCUGGUGUCCGAGUACCAGCAGUACCAGGAGGCCACCGCCAACGACGGGGAGGAGAACUUUGAGGACGAGGAGGAGGAGAUCAACGAGUAAGGAGACAGAACGCUGCUUAUUGGUAAACCACUGGCGGGACACCGGCACAGUAAUGAUAGGACGUCAUUAGAAUAGCGGUCAAAUCUAGACAGGGCAGGGGUUUCAUUCCAAAACACCGCCGAUUUAUUCCAAAGAAAGAAAAAUACUCAGUAUGUUCUUGUGCUCCAAACUGUUCAGGGCUCAAGUUUGCUCUUAUACCCCAGCGACAUUUGUUGUACAUUUUACUUUCAUGCAAGCGGUCAUUUUGUUGGAGUCAGUAUCAAAUUAUUUCAAGUGGCAGGAAUCUCACCUUAGAAUGAAACUGUAAUCGUAGAUCAUCUAGAAGAUUGAGUCUGGAGAGUAAACCAUGUCAAAAGGGGCUGGGAUCUUGAUAAAACUUGAGACCACAGUGAUUUAUUCUGAGGAAUUUGAUAAAAUCUUCUGAUCCAGAGCCAUAGUUGUAGAUUAUGCACUCUCUUGCUGCCCCUUCUCUAGGACUAUGAAGUAUUUCCUGCAAAUAUUUAUAACUAUUACCAUGAUUACCACCGGUCCAUUGCAAUGCCAGUGUUUUUCCAGUCAUCCCUAAAGUCAGCUGGCAUGAAAUCACAGGUUCUUUCAUGACAUGAUGGAUGGCAGUUCUGCUGCAAAUUGCGGUGACUGCACAAUAUCUAUCUGUGGCUCUGGGCAGAACACAGGGAACAACU
Messenger RNA from Myripristis murdjan (pinecone soldierfish), 2052 nucleotides. It is a transcript of the gene tubb6, whose product is annotated as tubulin, beta 6 class V. The coding region runs from base 29 to 1369 and encodes 446 amino acids. The transcript has 6 exons. NCBI's taxonomy places the organism in Eukaryota, Metazoa, Chordata, Actinopteri, Holocentriformes, Holocentridae. Gene Ontology annotation, cellular component: microtubule. The record is from RefSeq and is a predicted model, not a curated record. Gene Ontology annotation, biological process: microtubule-based process. Gene Ontology annotation, molecular function: GTP binding; structural constituent of cytoskeleton; GTPase activity.